Messenger RNA from Aspergillus fischeri NRRL 181, 1113 nucleotides. RefSeq names its product DXO/RAI1 family decapping nuclease. Lineage: Eukaryota; Fungi; Ascomycota; Eurotiomycetes; Eurotiales; Aspergillaceae. The coding region runs from base 1 to 1113 and encodes 370 amino acids. Gene Ontology annotation, biological process: NAD-cap decapping; nuclear-transcribed mRNA catabolic process. The transcript is spliced from 8 exons. Gene Ontology annotation, molecular function: mRNA 5'-diphosphatase activity. Gene Ontology annotation, cellular component: nucleus; cytosol. The record is from RefSeq and is a predicted model, not a curated record.
AUGGAUGGAGGUGCAUUUGACACCCAGCCAAUUGGCCGCUUCUAUGGCGCCAAUACCACAAUCCGACGUCCAAGGGAGAUCACUUGCUUCUCAUAUGAUGAUGAGCAUAAGUUCCACCUCGGGGAUUCGUCCCUGCGGUACUAUUAUACGCCGCGCCUCCCCGCGGAUUUGAAUCGUGGCUUCGACACUUUCCAGAAGCUAGAUGAUACCGCCGACGAGCAUCUAGACGCUUUGCUAGAGACCAUUAUGGCUCUGGAAAAAGAGACUGGAAAGCGAUGCGAAGCGGAUAUCAUCACAUGGAGAGGCAUGAUGACGAAGAUUUUGACUGCUCCUUUUGACAAUCUCAACGGUUUCGAAAUGAAUGCGACUUGUUUCCAGGUAGGCGGUGAGAACAACGUCUAUAAAAACCAGCAAAAAAAAAUCCAGCAGAAUCAAAGAAUGCCCCCGGGAAUGGCCUCCCAGGAUCUGAUGGCAUACUGGGGCUACAAAUUUGAAACCCUAUGUUUGCUUCAGCAGCCAUGGGAUCCGACCCCUCGGGCCGAGAUCGAAAGUCGCGAAGACCUCGUGGUCAACAACAAUGCACAAUACUGCUCUGUUGUUCGAACAGGCAUAGGGAGUACUCGUUUAAUUAUUGGUGGUGAAGUUGAUGCUGUGUGGGACUGCAAACCCGACCGCAAGGAAGACCCCAUCAAUUGGGUAGAGCUGAAGACUUCGGCAGAGAUCAGGAACGACCGUGACAUGAUCAAGUAUGAGCGAAAGCUCCUAAAGUUCUGGGCACAGUCGUUCCUCCUUGGCGUCCCCAAGAUUAUUGUUGGUUUUCGCGACAAUCACGGUAUAGUCCAUCGUUUGGAAGAGCUUGAAACGGCCAAUAUACCAAAUAAGGUAAAGAAGCUUGGACGGGGUACGUGGGAUGGCAACAUUUGCAUCAACUUCGCGGCUGCAUUCCUCGAAUCUAAUGGGUUCAAAGGGCUCAAGUCAACAAUCAAGGAGGGAGGAACGUGGCGAAUCCGUAAGUCGGAGAAGUCGUCGCUUAUUCAGGUGUUCAAGAUUGAGGAGACUGGAACAGGCGACAUCAUCUCCAGGUCGUUUCUGGAUUGGCGAUCACGCUCAUGA